Angiostrongylus costaricensis is the source of this 219-nucleotide messenger RNA. The record is from the annotation of a GenBank genome assembly. NCBI's taxonomy places the organism in Eukaryota, Metazoa, Nematoda, Chromadorea, Rhabditida, Metastrongylidae.
AUGAGCAGUCGUGAACAGGCAGUGCUUCAAGCGAGGAAGACUAUAGAGCAACUCCGAGGAGAGCGAAAUAUGCGGAGAACUCCUGUGUCUGCGACAUCGGCUGACCUAAUAAGAUUCACUCAAGAUAUGCAACGUGAGGAUGUCCUUCUGACAGGGUUUCCAAACGACAAGAUGAAUCCAUAUCGUCCAAAAAGUUCAUUCCAAUGUAAUCUUAUUUGA